Molecule: messenger RNA, 2082 nt
Organism: Akanthomyces muscarius
Lineage: Eukaryota; Fungi; Ascomycota; Sordariomycetes; Hypocreales; Cordycipitaceae
Exons: 3
Coding region: 1-2082 (693 amino acids)
Biological process (GO): carbohydrate metabolic process
Molecular function (GO): hydrolase activity, hydrolyzing O-glycosyl compounds
Source: RefSeq, a predicted model, not a curated record
AUGACGUCACCGCCAGACCUCACGACGUAUCCUCGCCCAGACUUUUCGCGCCGGGGUUUGCGAUGGGAGUCCCUGAACGGGCCUUGGGACUUUUUAUUCGACGAUGAGGACGUCGGUCUUGAUGCAAAGUGGCAUCUCCAUGGCCUCCCUGCUUCUGUGACGCUGUCGACCAGUGCUAGUCAUGACGACGAUACCCUGGAGUUCGAUGAGGUUGGCGAUCGCGUCACGCAGAGCAUCGUAUCUGGAACGCAGGAGCGCCUCAGUGAAAACACGCUUCAUAAAACAUCUGGUACAUCUGAGAACGCAAAGACUACUAUCCAGGUGCCUUUUGUAUUCCAGUCGCCGGCCUCGGGCAUCAACGAGCGAGGAGUGCACGAGGUGUUCUGGUACGAGCGUGAGAUCAAGGACCUACGCGACACUAACGACCGAGACCGUCGAGACUCAGUCUUGCUCCGAUUUGGCGCCGUUGACUACCAAGCAACCGUAUGGGUCAACGGCCGUUUCUGUCGGCAGCAUCGCGGCGGUCACGUCCCAUUUGACGUCGACAUUACCGAUGCGCUCAACUGCGCGCCUGGUCAAGCCUCCCAUCGAGUCACCCUGCGCGUGUACGAUUCUGCCUACGACCUCACGCAGCCACGCGGUAAGCAGUACUGGGGCGCCAAGCCUGAGAGCAUCUUUUACACGCCGUCUGGCGGCAUCUGGCAGAAUGUGUGGACGGAAGUUGUCCCUCGCGCCCGUAUCGCGGAUAGCUCCCAGGGCACUGUGCUGCGCUCGAAUGACAUCAAAGAGGGGAUGUUGCACGCCACCAUUGGCGUCCUCGGACGCAAGGCGGGCGAGAAGCUAGAUGUUGAACUAAAGGCCUGGCACAAAGGGCAACUCGUCUCCAUGUCAGCCAGGAAGACGCUGCCAAAGGAAACUAGUUCGGUUGAGAUCGAUUUAGACAUGAAACUUCCCGGGAGCUCUGUUGAGAAGUACCAGGAGCCUUCUGGAGAAGUAAGUGGCAAGUUGAACAGCAACAUGCUUGUGUGGUCUCCGGAGAACCCACUGCUCUACGGCCUUAGCAUCAGGCUCUACAACGCGAACGGUGAUCUCGUCGACCUGGCCGAGACACAUGUUGGUAUGCGAUCCAUCGAGUGGUCAGACGGCACAUGGAAGCUCAACGGCAAACCGUACUUCCAGGCACUGGUCCUGGACCAAGGCUACUGGCCUGAGACGUUCAUGACGCCGCCGUCGGCCGACGCCCUCAGGCAGGACAUUGAGCACGCCAAGCGCAUGGGCUUCAACGGCUGCCGAAAGCACCAAAAGGUCGAGGACCCCGUCUUUUACCACUGGGCCGACAAGCUGGGCUUCCUGGUCUGGGGCGAAAUGGCCAGCGCGUACAAAUUCAGCAGCGAGUACGUGGAGCGGUUCAAUGAGGAAUGGACAGAGGCUGUCAAGCUGGUCAUCAACCACCCCUCGGUCGUGACGUGGACCCCCGUCAACGAGAGCUGGGGCUACCCCGCGCUCCACGACAAUGUGCAGCAGCGAAACCACAUACGCGCACUAUACUACCUUACCAAAUCGUUGGACCCGACGCGGCCCAUCAACGACAACUGCGGCUGGCAGCACGUCGAGACUGACCUCACCACGUUCCACGACUACAGCGACGGGCCGGAGCUGGCCAAGACGUGCGCGGAUCUGCGCCUGAUUCUCGGCAAAAAGGCAGACAGGGAUGUAUUUGUCCCCGAGAUGCCGGGGCGAGACCCCGGCGCCAAGCACAGCGACGGCAGGCCCAUCAUGUGCACCGAGUUUGGCGGCGUCAACAUUGCUGCCGCAAAGGCAAGCGAGGACGAUCGGGACUGGGGCUACACCACAGCGCAGAACCCAGAGGAGUUGCUGAAGCGCAUCGAGCGACUGAUGCGGGGUGUCGUGGAAGGCGGCCACUGCUGUGCUUUUGUGUAUACUCAGCUGACGGAUAUCGAGCAGGAAGCAAAUGGUCUGUACACGUUUGACCGCAGGGAAAAGUUGAGUGCAGCCCAGGUAAAGGCUGUGAUCCAUGGGGCCCUCAAGGUAUUCUACGACAGAGUGGCCAAGAAUUUGUAA